UGGAAGCAGAAAUCACCUUGCUCAUUGUUGACAAUAGCUUUGCCAUGUGCAAGUCUGCCUUUGCUGGGGACAAUGCCCUCAAGCCAUGUUCCUCUCCAAUAUCAGGCACCCCCGGCACCAGGGCAUGAUGGUGGGCAGGGGCUAGAACUCCUAUGUGGGCAAUGAGGCCCAGAGCGAGCAGCAUCCUGACCCUGAAGCACCCCAUGGGGCAGGCCUCGUCACCAACUGGGACCAAAUGGGGAAGAUCUGGCACCAUACCUUCCACAACAGGCUGCACGUGGCCCACAAGGAGCACCUGGUGCUGCUGAUCGAGGCCCCCAAGGCCAACAGAAAGAAGAUGAUUCAGAUCAUGUUUGGGGCCUUCAACACCCCAAUUAGGUACAGGGCCAUUCAGGUCACCCUGUCCCUGCAUGCCUCUGUCAGCGCCAUUAGCACCAUUGCGGACUCAGGCGAUGGGGUCACCCACACUUGCCCAUCUUCAGGGAUAUAACCACCCUCCCCCAGUCAGACUGUGUUUGGCCCUGGCUGGCCAGGACCUUGCCGACUACCUGGUGAAGAUCCUCAUGGGGCCUGCUACAGCUUCAUCACCACAGUGGAGUAGGGGAUUUGUGCGUGACAUCCAGGAAAAUCUGUGCUAUGUUGCCUUGGACUUGCAGCAGGAGAUGGCCACUGCUGUGUCCUCUUCCUCCCUGGAGAAGAGCUAUGAGCUGUUCCACAGCCAGGUGGUCACCAUCAGCAAUGAGUGGUUCUGGUGUCCAGAGGCACUGUCCCAGCCCUCCUUCCUGGGCAUGGAAUCUUGCUGCAUCCAGGAGACCACCUUGAACUCCAUCAUGAAGUGGGAUGUGGAUAUCUGCAAGGACCUGUACACCAAUGUGGUGCUGUCUGGCAGCAUUGCCAUGCACCCAAGCAUCACACACAGGAUAUAGAAGGAGAUCACUGCCCCGGCACCCAGGGCCAUGAAGAUCAAGAUCAUGGCUGUCUCUGAGCACAAGUAUUCCAUGUGGAUCAGCAGCUCCAUCCUGGCCUCACUGUCCACCUUCCAGCCAAUGUGGAUCAGCAAGCAGGAGUGCCACCAGUCAGGCCCUCCACUGUUCAAUGCAAAUGCUUCUAAAUGGACUGGGAGGAGAUAUGUAGCCUGUGAUGCCUGAGUCAAUUCAGAAGUAUAAAUUUGUCCCUGGCAAAUGUAUACAUCUCAUGCUAGCCUUAGGAAACUGAAACAACCCUUUGAAAAGAAAUUUGUCAGGCUGGUUGCAGUGGCUUAUGCCUGUAAUCCCAGCACUUUUGGAGGCCCAGGCGGACGGAUCACCUGAGGUUGGGAGUUUGAGACCAGCCUGACCAACAUGGAGAAAGCCCGUCUCUACUAAAAAUACAAAAUGAGCUGGGCGUGGUGGUGCAUGCCUGUAAUCCUAGCUACUCGGGAGGCUGAGGCAGGAGAAUCGCUUAAACCUGGGAGGCGGAGGUUGCAGUGAGCUGAGAUCGCAUCAUUGCACUCCAGCCUGGGCAACAAGAGUGAAACUCCAUCUCAAAAAAAA
This is a messenger RNA of Piliocolobus tephrosceles (Ugandan red Colobus), 1532 nucleotides long. RefSeq names its product actin, cytoplasmic 1-like. The transcript has a single exon. The record is from RefSeq and is a predicted model, not a curated record. The coding region runs from base 411 to 926 and encodes 171 amino acids. NCBI's taxonomy places the organism in Eukaryota, Metazoa, Chordata, Mammalia, Primates, Cercopithecidae.